GCAGCAUCAGACAACCGGGAGGGCGGGGCUGUGUUCCGGAUUAGCAUCAGCAGGCGCAGCGCGACCGCUAAAAGCAGCCGCUGCGAGGAAGAGCUGGCGCAGCAGAUUGCUUAGCCCCAAGGAGGAACUUCCAGAGCCAGCGAGAGAGCAGCGAUGGCUUCGUUCCGGUGGCUCCUGAUCUGUAGCGCAGCAGCCUUGGUCAGUGCAGCGCUGGCUGCGGACCGGCCACGGAUGCGGCUGCUGGGGGGCCCGUCCGAAGUCUCCACAGAUAAUCAGGGCGCGCAGCAGGCGCUCAAGUUCGCCAUGAGCGAAUACAACAAAGCCAGCAACGACAUGUAUCUCAGCCGAGUGUCCGAAGUCGUCGGCUUCCGUCAACAAAUUGUCUCCGGGAUCAAGUAUUUUCUGGAUGUUAAAGUUGGACGAACAAAGUGCACAAAGUCUUCAGCUGAUAUUGAGAACUGCGCCUUCCAUGAAACACCAGAGCUGGCACAGGAAAAGACUUGCCGCUUCGUGGUGCACACUGUUCUUUGGUUAAACCAAAUCAACCUGCUUGAAAAAACUUGCCACUAAAUUCAUAUUUCUUCAGCAUUGGACAGAAAACUGCUGUUCCGACAGUAUGAUGUCUUCCCAAGUGAGACUUGGUGCUGUUAAUUGUUUUUAAAAAGUGCUUCCAUAUGCUAGUGCUAUACAAGAAAAAUCAUAUAGCCUUACUUUAUAAUCAUUUCCUAUUCAUAACUAGUUUUGUAACCAGCGUCCUCAUACUAGAUUAGGAGUAGAAAAAUAAAAACCAAAUAAAUACAGGAAAAAGUUUAUCAUGUCAAGAACUGAGGUAUUAAAAAGAUUUGUGUUGAUACUAAUUGCUUUUAAUAAAGCACUGUUGUUCAGUA
This is a messenger RNA of Hemicordylus capensis (graceful crag lizard), 887 nucleotides long. Its product is annotated as cystatin-like. Bases 154 to 570 code for a protein of 138 amino acids. The record is from RefSeq and is a predicted model, not a curated record. The transcript has 3 exons. Lineage: Eukaryota; Metazoa; Chordata; Lepidosauria; Squamata; Cordylidae. Gene Ontology annotation, molecular function: cysteine-type endopeptidase inhibitor activity.